CGCGUUUCGCUGUUCUACACAUUCCUAGCGGAGCGGUGUGUGCUUCAGCGUCACAGUUAAUGUUAAUUAUUAUUUUAUAUCAGGAACAUCAAUCCCGCUAUGAUAGUCUCAUGCAUAUGUCGACUUCUUCCGUUGACAGUGUGCGGUUUCUCUGUGUUCCGGCCAGUACUUCGCUAGCGAAAAAUUAAAUCAUGGGUCAGGUUUGUGUGUGUGUGAAACUGCCAUGGGAUCGUGGCUGAAUUUUUUAAAUACUUUUAAUUUCCUACUCUUGUUUUGUUGGAAGCUUGGUUUUUGUGUCGUGUGACUUCCUGUGGUGCGAAUGUAGCUGUGUUUAAUUGAUACUGCCUAAAUAUUUGUGGCUUGUUUGUCGGUAUCUCACUACUGAUUGUGCCCAUUCCGAUAAUAGAAUUCAUAGUAACUGAGAUAGAUGUUAAUUAAUUUGCAAUGAUGAACCUUGUGAUAAUGAAUGGCCUAUGCAUGGGAGAGCGUGUAUUUUGUGGGAGGUUUUGAUCAAAUCUACAGACAUUUUCCAUUUACAAUAUUGUAAAUAGUUUACCUAAGCGGCGUUUAUUGCGUGUUUACAGGUUUUUGCAAUAAUUAAACGCGGUUCUUUAAAAAAUAGUUGUGUAUCACAUGGUGUGAACAUUGAAUAUUUUACUUUAUUAUUACACACUUUGAAAAUUUCAAGCUAGAUUUUAUGCUAUAAACAUAUUUUAUGAAUCCUUUUUUAUUAAGUCGUUAUUUUUCUACGUAAUAAAAUAUAGCUCGUAUUUUAGUGGCCUUGGAUUUCUUAUAUGGUGAACGUGCGUGUAAAAAGCGUUCAAGUACUGCGCCUUGAUAAGUGGUGCCUGGAUACGAACUGUUUGAAGGUGAUUGUUGUUGUGAGACAUUGUUAGCGGAGCCUGUUAAAUGGGAGCGCUGUGCUUGCUCUGCAAGAUAACUGUUACAGUUGAACGGCACAGAAUUGUUUGCUUUUUACGAGCCCAGUUUCUUUAUCACAUAUCCGUAGUAAGGGAGCAGGAGUGUUGCCAGCGCUGGGAACAGUCCUACAUUGCAGCAGUGUGACUCAGUUUCGCGUGUUCUCUAAGCGGCAACCUCUGUAGUAAUAGAUGGAAAAAACAAAAGAAGGCCGCAACAAGAAUGGCAGCCAUGACAGCCUUACGAAGGAAGAGGAAGCGGAAAAAGAACUCGAGGAGCAGUCACUCGAAGAUGAGGACGAUGUGUCCCCUACAGCCACAAAUUACAACACCAUCAGCUCGCUGGCGGCCCUCAAAGAGUUGCUGCAUGGGAACAACAACGCCGAUGACUCAGACGAAGACAUGGCCUGGUUCCAACACUACUUUUUACAUCACGUGAACCGCUUACCCAAGCAAGAGUUGAGGUCGCCCUACCUGAGGCCAAUCCUGGAGGGACGACGGCUUUCGGAGUGUAGGGAGGUCGAGGAGGAAGAAGAAGAGGAAGCUCAGCAAGGGGAAGAGGACGAGGAAGACGAGGAGGAGGACGAAGAUGACGAUGAUGAUGAUGACAAGAGUGAUGACGGAAAUGACCAGGGCACGAGCACAACUUCCGGUCCAGAAGAUACAACGUCAACAUCGUCGUCGUCAUCGCUUGAGACCUCUAAUAACACCAGUAAUAACAGUAGUGCCGGCAGCCGCAAGGAUCCCACGGUUCAGCAACAACAUUCGUCACCCGCGGCGUCACUGACGAGACGCCACACGGUAUCAUCGCCCUCCGUGGACACGGGAGGGGCGUUCCCUCCGCUGUCGCCCAUGCUCUAUAACCACCGGGUAUCGCCCCUGCAGUCCCCGCACUUCGACAAGCGUUUCUUCGAUAGCUCCCUCAUAGAGAUGAAGUCUCAGGCGUCCUCCAGCUCCACAAUCGACUAUGACUCCACGGAGGAGGUGUGGGUCAAGAGGAAUGACGUCGUGGCUGAGACCGCCCGGAGACGCAAGGAGCUGGGAUCACAGCCAUUGCCGGUCAUCAGCGUCACCGAGGACGUGGACGGCAACAUGGCGUCUGGGCACGAGGGUGGCCGACCGCGUGCAGGAACUUGGAGUAUUUCACAUACUCGACAUUUGAAUGUCGGACACGGUUCAUCGAGCCCCUCACCAUCCAGUGCUGCCAAUGCAUCAUCCACAACGACAGGAUCAAGUUCCAGGCAGCGACGCAAGUCUGGAGAUGAUAUACUGCAUCAGCAGCAGGCCUCUUCCCCUUCCCGAAAACCAGCAACAAUUUUAGAUGCCUUCAGGCCGCGCUCAAAGUCAGAUGCAUCUCGUGCCAAGAAGCCUGGUAGUGCGGGCAGCACCAUCAUCUCACAGAUGAAAAGUGCCAUGCAGCAUUCCCUUAAUAUGUCAUCAUCUCCAUCCAACAAAUCGUCUUCUGAUUCCUCGUCUCACCACAACCAUGUUGAAUCUUCAAGUUGCCAUACACAGGGACGACCCCGUGCAGGCUCUGAGAGUAGCAGUGGCAGGGGCGCAGUGUCUAAGGUGAUGGAUAUGUUUCGGCAUCGGUCCCACAGUGCUGUGUCUGCUGACGACAAGAGGAAAGCAAGGACGGCAGCGCAUCAGCAGCAGAUAGCAGCGCAAAGUGCCCUGCUCAGGCGUAGCUCGCUAGACCCCGACAGACGGCGCCUGUCCUUAGGAACGACAACGACGCAUCACCGCGCGUCCGACGUCAGUUUGGACCCACAUCAUGCCGCCAUCUUGUUCAGGGAUUCUCGAGGGCUUCCAGUGGCGGACCCUUUCUUGGAGAAGGUCAGCAUUUCCGACCUUGAGGAGGAUGAGAGCCAGAUCUUUGUCAAGUUCUUCAAGUUUCACAAGUGCUAUGACCUGAUUCCCACCAGUGCCAAGCUUGUUGUGUUUGAUACGCAGCUACUUGUUAAGAAGGCUUUUUUUGCUCUUGUCUACAAUGGUGUGAGGGCAGCACCUCUGUGGGACUCGAAGAGACAACAGUUUGUUGGGAUGCUGACAAUAACAGACUUCAUAAAGAUCCUGCAGAUGUACUACACAUCACCCUCUGUCACAAUGGAGGAGCUGGAGGAACACAAGUUAGACACUUGGCGCAAUGUUCUGAAGAAUCAAGUGAUGCCUCUAGUCAGCAUCUCGCCUGAUGCAUCAUUGUUUGAUGCAAUCCGGACGCUGAUACACAACCGCAUUCAUCGGCUGCCUGUCAUCGACCCUGAUACGGGGAAUGUGUUGUACAUACUCACACACAAACGUAUCCUACGGUUUCUCUUCCUAUAUAUCAAUGACCUACCAAAGCCAAGUUAUAUGAACAAGACGUUGAGUGAGUUGAAGAUUGGUACAUAUGAUAACAUAGAAACAGCCAUUGAAGACACAAGCAUCAUACUAGCAUUGAAGAAAUUUGUGGAGAGGCGGGUGUCUGCAUUACCCAUCAUUGAUCCCGAGGGCCGACUUGUUGACAUUUAUGCCAAGUUUGAUGUCAUUAACCUGGCUGCAGAGAAGACAUAUAAUAAUCUAGAUGUGUCCCUCAAGAAGGCCAAUGAGCAUCGCAAUGAAUGGUUUGAGGGUGUGCAUAAGUGCAAAUUGGAAGAGACUUUGCAAACAAUCAUGGAGAGAAUUGUGCGAGCAGAGGUGCACAGGUUGGUGGUUGUGGAUGAAGAGGACAAGGUGAUUGGUAUCAUCUCGUUGUCAGACCUGCUGCUGUAUCUUGUUCUGAGGCCCUGUGGUGAGGACAGUACUGGGGUUGAAGGAAUUGGCAGUUCCUUGCGUCAGCAGGAUGUAAGCCUCCAUCAUCAGGCAUCAUCAGACACAACUGCGACAAUACCUGAGGAGGAUGCGGGCACUCUCAGUGAAGGGGACAGUGCCCCCCCAUCUCCCACAACUGCUACUAUACAGCUUGACAGUGGUGGUCCAGCCUGGCGAGAAGUAACAGUGUCAGGUGGAGAGUGAGUUACUCCUGCAGUUCACUUAAUCACUCCACAAUGGUAUUGCCAGGAGCAGCUGAAGCCCCACCAUAGAUGUUGAGUUCCGUAUCAUAAUCUUCAUCCUAGCUGCCUUUGACACCCACAUGCGGUGAGGAGUUGGUCUCCCAGAAAUGUUGUUUACUAGGUUUUAGUUUCCUGUGUACAAAGGAGAACGUACGUGCAGGAACUGACAUGUCAUUGCUGCUGACCAGAACUAACUUUGGAAUGGAGAAUUAUGGGCAAUAGAACUGUUCAUAUAAUUCUGAUGAGACAGUUGACUGCAGGAAUAUCUUCCACGUUAUGAAGGUUAAGUGACUGGGGACCAGAUUGAAGCAGAGUAUAUUGAUUGAUCAGUGUCUGCAUGCCAUCUGGGUCCGCUCAAUUCUGACUGAAGUGAAUAAAGUAAUAUUGUGUAAUGUCUUAACUGCUACAGCAAAAGGUCUAAACUCAUGUUUUAUAUCAUAGAUAGAACAUUUAUCAAGAGGGAGGGGCGUGCAGAUGUAAUAAUUUUAAUGAAAGCUUGCAUGUUUUAUUUUAUCUUAAAUAUUGCAGGUUUCUUACUGAAAUAGCAAUAGAGCUGGUGACACCUAUUUUUAGCUUUUGUACUACGACUUGGGCAAUGCAGUUGCCAUUUUUAAUCUCCAUUUGUUUCUAUAAAAACAUAUUGUUGGCAAGGGCAGAGAAAAUAAAGGCACCCCCCUCCCUGAUUUUUUAAUUUCUGCAGGUGGAACGUUGAGUUCAGACCAGUGCAGGCUUCAGAAAUAUAUAAAUAAACACACAGAGAAGUAUGAAAAGUUUAAUUGUGGAAGUAAACCCUUCUUAAGUCUCCUUCCUGAAGCAUCUCACAUUUUUCCUCAGUGGAACACAAACACAGCGAAGUCUCCUCAUUAUUAACUUAACAGUCUGACAUUUUUCACUUUCUUUGAGUUCUUUGCACAAAAUACAUACUUGAGUUCAUACGUGUCUCUGCAUUUUUCUUCAAAAUUGUGUGACUAAGUCAGAUGAAAUUGAUUAUUGGGGAGGUAAAUGUUAAAUUUGUGAGGUAAAUUUAAUUUUGGUGCAUACCAGUCAGUCAUAACCACUGCUCUACAUACAGCCCAAAUUGAACUCUGUAUAUCAGAUUUCUCAGAAGUAGCGUGUUGUUCAUAUAUUUAAUAUGUCAUUAAGCACUAUGGCAUAUUUUAAUCAUUUCUUGGUAUGGUGAAUAUGAAACAGAACAAGAGAAAAUAAAAUUUCUGAUCCUGUGCA
This is a messenger RNA of Cryptotermes secundus, 5173 nucleotides long. RefSeq names its product 5'-AMP-activated protein kinase subunit gamma-2 (gene SNF4Agamma). Bases 1110 to 3911 code for a protein of 933 amino acids. The transcript has 14 exons. Lineage: Eukaryota; Metazoa; Arthropoda; Insecta; Blattodea; Kalotermitidae. The record is from RefSeq and is a predicted model, not a curated record.